Molecule: messenger RNA, 974 nt
Organism: Sardina pilchardus (European sardine)
Lineage: Eukaryota; Metazoa; Chordata; Actinopteri; Clupeiformes; Clupeidae
Gene: tfam
Product: transcription factor A, mitochondrial
Exons: 7
Coding region: 131-850 (239 amino acids)
Biological process (GO): regulation of transcription by RNA polymerase II; transcription initiation at mitochondrial promoter
Molecular function (GO): DNA binding, bending; transcription cis-regulatory region binding
Source: RefSeq, a predicted model, not a curated record
AUUUUCUGUGCGUGCAUAUGGCGUGCAUGGUUAGCCUAACGCAAAAUCGUAACAUUUUAGAUAAAGUUUGAUUUCUGUCUUCGUAUUACUUUUUCCAUUUGCAUUGAGGUGUCUUGCGUUAUCUACUGAAAUGGCUCCCCUAAGCAUAAUGGCAGCGAGUAUCAACAUUUUGACAAAAUCGUUUGGUCUGCUUUCAACUGCAUCUCUUGCAAGGUGCACAUGUGCAAUAACAGCAGCUACGCCUUUUAGCACGACUUCUGAUGGUCGACCCAAAAGACCAACAACAUCGUACGCCCGAUAUGUGAAAGAGCAGAUGCCUCGAGUAAAGCAAAUGUAUCCAGGUUUCAAAAUGCUUGAGGCCACCAAAAAGAUUGCAGAGCGAUGGAAUGAGCUUUCACCUAAUCAAAAACGACCCUUUGAGGAGGCAUAUCGGUCUGAGCUGAUCCAGUACAAAAAGACCAUGGCCCAACUGACACCAGAACAGUCUGCAGCUAUCAAAGAGGAGAUGAGACAGAAAAUGGCCAAAAGAAAGUCCAUCCGGAAGCAUAGGGAGCUGAAUAGUCUGGGAAAACCCAAAGGACACAGAUCAGGCUUCAACAUUUUUAUGUCGGAGCAUUACGAAAGGGCACGGGGAGCUACAAGUCCGGAAAAAAUGGCAUCGCUGGUGAAAGACUGGAAAAACUUAAACGAUUCACAGAAGCAGGCGUAUGUGCAGCUUUCACAGGACGACAAAGUGCGUUACCUUAAUGAGUUAAAGAUUUGGGAGAAGCACAUGGCGGAGAUUGGCAGGUAUGACCUGAUCAGGUUGAAGAACAAGCCCAGGAAGACCGGGUCUAAAGACACAAAGUAAAAAAGGCAGCCAGAAAGACACCAGCAGCUACAAAGGAAAAUACGGCCGCGACAAAAAGGAAUAAAGAAGACCUCUGAAAGUGUUGACUGACCCUCCGUCCUGAAUAAAAACGUGUCACAGGAAA